CGGUGACGGCGGCCCCGUCAGCCCGGCUGGGCCCAGGGCGGCCCGAGCGGUCCCGGGCAGCGCCCGCGGGAAAAAUCCCGGGGCAUCGGUGGGGCGGGGCCGCCUCCGGUGCCUCUGCCGGGGCAGGAUGGUGCGGGGUCGCUGCCUCCGGGCCAGGCCUCGCGUUCUACGGAAGUCCCCUGAAUGGUCAAGAGAUCGUGAGGCCUCCCCGUUCUAUCGCCCCGCUCAGCCUCUGGCAGUGGCUGCUUCUCUCUGCCUGGAUGUGCCUCCCCCGGGGCUGGAUGGCUUUUGCCCCUCGCCUCAUCCCUGCACUUCCCGAGCUUUGGCGUUACUUCUGCCUUUCACAUCCUCAGCCUGCCCGGACCAGCCCCGCUAAUGUGAUUAGGGGCAAUCUCAGGCUUUCUCACAGCCUGGGUUUUACAUUCCAGGAUCCUGCGGGCUGCAUCACAGAGUAGUUGGGGCUGGAAGGGCCCUGUGGAGAUCACCCAGUCCAACCCGAGGCAGGGUCACCCAGAGCAGGUGACAGGAAGGCGUCUGGGUGGGUUUGGAGUGUCCCCAGAGAGGGAAACCCCACGGCCUCUCUGGGCAGCUGUUCCAGUGUUCCCAACUGCCAGCACGAAGUGUUGCUGCCUGAGGCAGUGUCUCUGUACAGCCCCUGGAAAGGAUGAGCUGAGCUCAGCCCCAGACAGGUCUGGAGGGUUUGGGGGUGUGGACAAAGGGAUGUUGGUCCUCGACAGAGGACAACCAUCCCUGCCUGGUGCCAGCUGUGAGCAGAGCUGUCCCAGGCCUGCCUCUGAGAGGUGCAGGGCACCUCUUCCUCCUUGUCCCACAGAUGUUGAAUCUUUGCAAAUGCAUUGCUUUGGGCAAUUUCCCUGGGAAAAAUGUGUGGGAAAAGGGGGAGGCGAGUGAUGGCAGGAAAAACCUCUGGGCUGGAAAAUGAAGGAGGGAGCAGCACCCUGGAUUGGCAAUAGGGCAGGGGGAGCAGGUAGAGAGGUGACAGGGAGGAGGCAGCACCUGGAGGGAGUGGUGGGGCAGCUGGAGCUAUAGGGCAGAUCCUGAAGAGGAGCUGCUCCAGAAUGUGCAGAAAGACUUUGUGGAGCAUGUGAGCAACCCAGUGAUCUCUGGGGUGCUGGACAGCCUGCUGACCCCAGGGGUUCUGAGCCUUGGUCAGGUGGAAGAGGUUCAGGACCAAUGCAAAUGCAUGUGGAUAAGGCUUGGCUCCACAACACUGUGCUUCAGAAAGGGCACCAAGGCCAGCCAGAUCUUCAGUGACAGCCUCAGGAUGGUGGAGCAGCUGGAUCUGAGCUGAAUCAGGGCCCUCUGCUGUGCCACUGGCCUUUCCUGACACUGAGGUGCCCCCUUAGUCCCCGUUGGUGUCCAGGGCCAGCACGGGACCCGGCAGUACUCCCUGAGUCCAACAAUGCUGCCCUAUGCUCCCUCAGCAGAUGCCAUCACAAGAAUGGACUACAAUGUUCUGAAAGCUCUUCAUCUUCUCAGGCUGCUGAUCUCCUGCCAUGGAGCUGUCGAUGGCGAUGAUGACAAUGCAGAUGGGAGGAUUGGUGAUGGCUGCACUGGGCUGGCUGGGCUCCAUCCUAACCUGUGCCCUGCCCAUGUGGAAGGUGACGGCCUUCAUCGGCUCCAACAUCGUGGUGGCCCAGGUGUUCUGGGAAGGGCUAUGGAUGAACUGCGUCUACGAGAGCACGGGGCAGAUGCAGUGCAAGGCUUACGACUCCCUGCUGGAGCUCACCUCUGACCUGCAAGCUGCUCGAGCCCUGGUCGUCACCUCCAUCUUCGUGGCCUUCCUUGCCUUCUUCAUUGCACUCUCGGGAGCUGACUGCACCCGCUGUGUGGAUGACAACGGCACCAAGACCAGGAUCUCUGCGGUGGCAGGUGUUAUCUUCAUCAUGGCCAGCAUCAUGCUGCUCAUCCCCGUCUCCUGGUCUGCCAACAGCAUCGUCAGCAACUUCUACAACCCUAUGGUGCCUGAGGCCCUCAAGAGAGAGCUGGGGGCUGCCCUCUACAUCGGCUGGGCCUCCAGUGCCCUGCAGCUCUUCGGUGGGGGCAUCCUGUGCUGCUCAGGAUCCCAGUCCCAGCAGGACCCCUACCCCAAGAAGUAUAGGGGAGUGAAAACCUGCGGCCCAAUGGGCUAUGCCAUGAAGGACUAUGUGUGAACCACUGUGCCCAGGUGCCAGCCCAAGGCAGAGCACCACUGUCCCUGUCCUGCAUCCCGUGCCACACCCUGCCCCUGCACUCCCUCCUCCUGCCCAUCCCCACGCUGGCUGACCCCACAUGUGCCCUUUCCCAGGGCAGGGACUAUAAACAU
Molecule: messenger RNA, 2323 nt
Organism: Vidua macroura (Pin-tailed whydah)
Lineage: Eukaryota; Metazoa; Chordata; Aves; Passeriformes; Viduidae
Product: claudin-4-like
Exons: 4
Coding region: 1515-2171 (218 amino acids)
Biological process (GO): bicellular tight junction assembly; cell adhesion
Cellular component (GO): bicellular tight junction; plasma membrane
Molecular function (GO): structural molecule activity
Source: RefSeq, a predicted model, not a curated record